AUGUCCGUACUGGUCGGUCUUCUAAUCGAAGCUUCAGGUCUUCAUACUUGCAAUCGAUCAAGUAGGUUUUCCCAGAUACCCUUGCAAACUGACGAUCGGUGGUAUGCGGACAUCGACGAGUCGAUCAGUCGACUUCUUAAUCACAAAAUCAGUACUUGUCUUCCGGUGCCGGAGGUCUCCGUUCGUCAAAUGUUUCAGUACAAUCGACAAAUACAACCCGAAAGCGUUCUAUUUCCACCGCUUCUCUUCUGCUUCUUCAUCGCUUCUCCAACCUUAAACAAUCAGCAGGCGGCAGUGGUGGUGGUGGUGUUAUUUGGAGUAACGAACGGAAGAGUUCUCUGGCAGGGGUAUGGCAGGGGCGCUGCUUCAAUCAAAUCACGUCUACUACUAUUGGAAAUCUCGAAGCCUGGACCUCCAUCGACCGAGAUGAAAUUUAAGGAUAAGUCGCUUGCUUCAUCAUCCCCAGCCCUAUACAAGCCAGGAAGGCGAUUGCUGUUGAUGCUCCCCAAGGAUUGGGCAACAAGAUCAUAA
Lactuca virosa is the source of this 531-nucleotide messenger RNA. The record is from the annotation of a GenBank genome assembly. Lineage: Eukaryota; Viridiplantae; Streptophyta; Magnoliopsida; Asterales; Asteraceae.